AUGCACUUGCGUCCUUGUUGGAUUCCUAAAACAGGUUCAACGACAUUAACAAAUGCUUUGAUGUAUGAUUUAUGUCAUCAAAAUGGAUUUCAUGUAUUGCAUUUAAAUAUUACUCGAAAUCGUUAUAUGAUGAAUUUAGCUGAUCAACGACGAUUCGUUUAUAAUAUAACGAGUUGGACAGAAAUCUUACCAGCUGUAUAUCAUGGUCAUGUUGCUUUUAUUGAUUUCACAAGAUUUGGUUUACCAAAUCCCAUUUAUAUAAAUGUUGUACGCGAACCUCUUGAACGUCUUUUGUCACAUUAUUAUUUCUUGCGUUAUGGAGAUAAUUAUCGGAUUGGUUUGAGGAGAAGUCGUGCUGGAAAUAAUGAGACUUUUGAUAAAUGUAUCAUUCGUAAAGGAAAGGACUGUGACAUGAAGCAAAUGUGGUUACAAAUCCCAUAUUUUUGUGGAAACCACCAUUUUUGUAGUGAAGUUGGAAAUUUUCGUGCCCUUGAGGAAGCGAAAUGGAAUUUAAUUAGACAUUACCUAGUUGUUGGGCUUAAGGAACGAUUGCGAGAAUUCAUUUCUGUGUUGGAGAUACUUCUGCCGAAUUUUUUCGAUGGUGCCUUAAGGCAUUUUGAUUCCUUAGAUGAAAAUCGUUCUCAUCUUCGAUAUACUAUAUCAAAAAUUCCUCCAACCGAGGAAACUCUUUCGAUAGUGCGCUCAAAUGAAAUUUAUCAAAUGGAGCGUGAAUUCUACGACUUUGCUGUAAAUACUUUUGAAAACAUAUUAAAGAGAAUGACAGACGAUAGGGGUCAGGAUAUGCGAGGCCAGCAGUUUCAUUAUGAAAAAAUCAAGUCAUAA
Messenger RNA from Dracunculus medinensis (Guinea worm), 843 nucleotides. Lineage: Eukaryota; Metazoa; Nematoda; Chromadorea; Rhabditida; Dracunculidae. The record is from the annotation of a GenBank genome assembly.